Messenger RNA from Aplosporella prunicola CBS 121167, 588 nucleotides. RefSeq lists its product as uncharacterized. Gene Ontology annotation, cellular component: membrane; mitochondrion. The transcript has 6 exons. Lineage: Eukaryota; Fungi; Ascomycota; Dothideomycetes; Botryosphaeriales; Aplosporellaceae. Bases 1 to 588 code for a protein of 195 amino acids. Gene Ontology annotation, molecular function: cytochrome-c oxidase activity. The record is from RefSeq and is a predicted model, not a curated record. Gene Ontology annotation, biological process: mitochondrial electron transport, cytochrome c to oxygen.
AUGAUUGUAUCACAAAGGUCUUUCUUUCAAGCACACCCUUUUCAUUUAGUUUUAUUCACUUUAACUACAACAGGUGUAUCAACCAUGCAUAACUUCGAACAUGCUAAUUUUAACCUGUAUAUUUCUUUUAUAACUUUAAUUUUAUCCAUUGAGGGUACAUAUUUAGGUAACCACACUUUAGCAGUACAAAAAGGACUUAAUAUGGGUGUAGCAUUAUUUAUUGUCUCUGAAGCUUUUGCACUAUCUCCUACUAUUGAAUUAGGAAAACCUAUUAAUCCUUUCGAACUUCCACUUUUAAAUACUAUCCUAUUACUGUCUUCGGGGAUAACUGUAACAUAUGCCCAUCAUUCUUUAAUUAAAGGGGAUAGAAAAGGAAGCUUAUAUGGCUUAGCUUAUACUAUUAUAUUAGCUAUAAUCUUUACAGCAUUUCAAGGUAUUGAAUAUACAGUUUCAUCUUUUACAUUAAGUGAUGGUGUUUUUGGUUCCUGUUUUUAUUUUGCCACUGGUUUUCAUGGUUUACAUGUUAUAAUCGCUUAUCAUAUAACAGAAAAUCAUCAUUUAGGCUUAGAGUCUGGAAUAUUAUAUUGA